AGGAGCGAGGAGGAGGUUUUCGCUGGGGCGCACUUUCUACGCCGAAUCACAUCGUCGCAGAAUCUUAUCGUGGGUUGUCAUCCGGUGGCAGCGACCGCUGGUUCGUUGGCUGCAACAAACGUAAUCAAAACAAAGAUCCGCCCAACAUCGUUGUCUACAUCGUCGUCGUCGUUGAACCCUCGGAGGAAGCUGCGUGUGGUAAGAAGUAGACUCCCGCAUCUCGUCCACAUCAUCAGAUCCGGGAACCACCACCAGCAGCACCACCAGCAGCAGGGUUUAUCCCCGGGCCGACAAGAGGAUGGCAGAAAAACGGCGAGCCAAGAAACGCAAGGAUGAGUACACGGGCCCCGGCGGCGCAGAUCCGGAGAUCGAGAAGGCCUCGAAGGACGAGUAUAAGGUAGCGAAAUGGCUCAAGUCGAAUGUGCCGACGAAAAAGACCAAGUUUCUCAACCACAACGUGGAGUACUUUUCCGGUGUGAAAGCCGUGGACGCACUGCUAGCUUCCAAGUUCGCGCAAGGCGAUGGGUGCCUGUUUCCGCACCGCCAGGCCGUGAUCGAUUUUCUCGGCGAUAUGCUGUACCAUAAGUUUUACCACCGUGCCCGGAAGGUCCCGGUAAGCGAACAGGAACUGCGUGGCAGCAAGAGUAGCAAAAAGCAACAAAGCAGCACAGCGGCGUCCGAGUCGGCGAAGGAUGAAGGCCGUGGGACGGAUGCGGAAAAUAGCCACGCCGAGGGUGGCAAGGGAGCGGCCGAGCUGGCGGCGGAAAGCGCCAAGCGAAAACGCAAGAUACGGCUCGAAAUGCACCCGGAACAGGUGUUUAUCGAUGGGCACGAGGCGUACGUUUGGCUGUACGAUCCAAUCCCGAUGCACUACUGGAUCUUUGGCGCCCUGCUGGUGGUGGGUGCGAUUGUCAUCUGUCUGUUUCCGCUCUGGCCACCGUUACUGCGAAAGGGCGUCUACUAUCUCAGUAUCGCGGCGGCCGGCUUUCUGGUCUUCAUACUGGGCCUGGUCGUGCUGCGGUGCAUCCUUUUCUGUCUGAUUUGGGUCGUGACCGGUGGUAAGCACCACUUCUGGCUACUGCCCAACCUUACCGAGGACGUGGGCUUCUUCGCUUCGUUCUGGCCACUGUACAACCACGAGUACAAGGAUGGUAAAGAGGGCUCUGGCAGUGAAAAGGGAGGUAAAAAGUCCAAAAAGCGAAAGCAAAAGGACAAGGACAGUGGUGGUGAGGAGGAGCCCAGUUCCGUGCCGCCAACCAUCGACGAAGUGAAAGAACGACCGGAAACCGAUGCCCCGGUAAAGGGUGACUCGACAGUGGAAGGAUUGAGGCAUCGUGGUGGUAAGCCUUCGCCAAAACAGCAACAGGAACCGACACCAAUGGCGCCUGUGGCAACCACAACCACGGUGCUUACGGCAACAGAUGAGGAACCGACGGACGAGGAGAAAAACUCGGAAGGCACACCAUCGGAAAGUGAUUCGGAAGGAUCGCAGCGAUCGUCAACGGGGAAGGACUUUGAAAUGGUGGAACCAGAUGAAGUGGACAUUUCGUAAGCCGGAAUCCCAAAACGACACAUCGAGGCAAAACUCGCAUUCGCAAUUAUUUGACAAACCCCCCUAGAACGCUCGCCAUCACACCGACCCUUUCGCAUCGAUUGAAUUGACUCCGCAUGAACAUGUUUACUGGUAUCGUUGCCACAAACAUACUCCACUAAUUCCCGUUUCCGAACCAGAGAGUUGUUACAUCGUCACGUUCGUCAUGAUUUUUUACUGUUGAUUCGUCCGCGAUCACCUCGAUGGAUUUUAAAUUUCAAACAAUUUGACUAUAUGCGCUCAACGAUUUGUGAUUAGAGCUGUACCAGCAGAACUUGACUCUUGCAGAAAAAAGUGGAAUUUGUUAGACAGUUUGACCUGAUAAGAUAAAUUGACACGCGUUAUGGAUUACGUAUGGAUCGAUGUCGAUGAAUCUGAUGAGCAGCACUAAGCAUGAAUCGAAUAGACAUGUUAGAUAAUAACGAUGAUAAAGAGAAAAAAUGGUCAAAAAUCCAAUGUAGAACCCUAGCUACACGGACCCAUGCUACUGUGGUGUGAGUCGAACUUCUUCUGCAUUAUCAACGUACGUUAUCACUGUUCGCGAACGAGCUGGCGAGUUUGACCUAGACGAAAUCGAUGGCGACGGUACCCCGAACGGAAACUGAGGAAGCGCAACGCGCAAUCGAACACAACGAGCAAAGAAGAGUAUCAUGUAGCGCGUCUCUGACGCUUCAGGCUAUCAGGCCAGGCUCCUUCCACUCCCCGCCCCGCCCCCCCUAAACGCGUGACGGAUCGUGGUGACGUAGCGGCGAUUACUGAAGCGGCGAGUCGCCGCAUUAAAAUGUGGUAAAAGCGUAGAGUGACCAGACCGAUCAGACGGUGGGCAAUCUUUCGUCCGCUGGGUGUUUGCAGUUAGCCUGCGGUGCGUGUAAUUUAUUACGAAUUUGGUAGCGAUUCUCUAAUUUAUAUCCCCAGUAUGGCAGACCUCCCCGCCAGCAAUCUUAAUUUAUAUUUAACCCAAUAUUUGUGUAGUGCGCUAUGAGGUCUGGUGGCCCUAGGCACCGGAUAGGCCGUAGAAGUAGUAGCUCCUCGUGCUGCAGCCUGCCUAUGCUGUGUCGUGGUGCUUUUAAGCCAGUUUGCAGCAUACAGCAAUACACAUCAACAAACAAACAAACAAACAGACAAACAAACACUAUAACAUCAAAAUCAAAGUGCAAAAACUAAGUGUGCAAGUGACGAGGACUCUAGGGAGAGGAAAGGUAAGAAUACAGAAAAAGAAUCAGAAACAUGAUUUUUUUUUUGGUUAGUGUGCAAGUUAGGUACGAAUAUAUUCAAUAAACUUUAUGGUAUGAAAAUUAUUGACUAAAA
Messenger RNA from Anopheles aquasalis, 2899 nucleotides. RefSeq names its product translocation protein 1 (gene Trp1). Lineage: Eukaryota; Metazoa; Arthropoda; Insecta; Diptera; Culicidae. Gene Ontology annotation, cellular component: endoplasmic reticulum; endoplasmic reticulum membrane. Gene Ontology annotation, biological process: post-translational protein targeting to membrane, translocation. The record is from RefSeq and is a predicted model, not a curated record.